Messenger RNA from Cucumis sativus (cucumber), 2999 nucleotides. Its product is annotated as phosphatidylinositol 4-phosphate 5-kinase 8. Lineage: Eukaryota; Viridiplantae; Streptophyta; Magnoliopsida; Cucurbitales; Cucurbitaceae. Gene Ontology annotation, molecular function: 1-phosphatidylinositol-4-phosphate 5-kinase activity; ATP binding. Bases 441 to 2780 code for a protein of 779 amino acids. Gene Ontology annotation, biological process: phosphatidylinositol metabolic process. The record is from RefSeq and is a predicted model, not a curated record. The transcript has 10 exons.
UGAACAGUACAGCUCUGCUUCCUCCAUUUUUAUACUGCUUCUUUGAAUCAAUGCUGUCACUAUCCACGUGAUCAUUGUCCAUGAUUCUUCUUCUUCAUGCAUAAGCAAUCCAAUCCAAUCCCCAUUUGCCCUGCUCAGCAACGUGUUUGAUUCCUUGCCGCAUCGAAGCGGUUGUUGUCUUUUUUCGUACUCUUGGAGAUUCCUCACUUCUUUUCUUUGACUGCUACAGGUUCUUGUCUUUGCAUGCCUUUCAAUUUCCACAAAUUGGAUAGACAGAGAUAGUGUGCGAGAGGGUCGGGCGACAAUUUGGAUUGGAGCUGUACUGUGGAGUUGCCCAAGUGGAUGAUAUAAUCUCGUACGGGUGAUCAACAUUGGGGAAACUAUUGUUUUUAAGAACCUAGAUGGAAGUCAUGGAUGUCACGGUGAGAAUCUGACCUGUCAUGGAAGAUAUCCAAGGGCUUGCUGAGAAUGUGCUCUCAAAUGGAGAUGUAUAUAUUGGCAGUUUCAAAGAUAGUUUGCCUCAUGGUAAGGGGAAGUACAUGUGGUUUGAAGGAACAAUUUAUGAUGGUGAUUGGGAAGAUGGAAAAAUGACAGGUAAGGGAAAGAUUACGUGGCCAUCGGGAGCAAGAUAUGAGGGUGAUAUCUCAGGUGGUUAUCUUCAUGGUUUUGGCACCUUCUACUAUUCUGAUGGGUCUAUCUAUAAUGGAGCUUGGAGAAUGAAUAUUCACCAUGGGAUUGGACGAAAGCUAUAUGCUAAUUUAGACAUUUAUGAUGGUUCUUGGAAAGAAGGGAUACCUGAAGGUUGUGGUAGAUACUUCUGGAGUUCUGGAAAUUCUUAUAUUGGGAACUGGAAAGGUGGGCAGAUGUGUGGUAAAGGGAUAAUGAAAUGGGUAAAUGGUGAUCAUUUCAUUGGCUUUUGGUUGAAUGGUUUUCGACAUGGAUCUGGAGUCUAUCAUUUUGCUGAUGGUGCAUAUUACUUUGGAUCAUGGAGUAAGGGCCUCAAGGAUGGAAAAGGGACAUUUUAUCCAGCUGGUAGCAAACCACCAUCUCUGGAGAAGUGGGAUAACUUUAUUGGUUAUGAUCUUGAUGGAAAAGGUUUUGUAUCUCGUACUCUCUCACUAAAUUUAGAGAAAGAAAAGCCUCCAAAGCAUGGUCUUAAGCACAGUUUUUCAGAGAAGAUUUCUGUCACUGGAAUUUCAAGUGCUGGAGGACUAUCAAAUUGGCCUACAUCGAUGGAAGUAAAUUGGGGCAGUGAUCCUGCUCGAGAAGCAUCAGCCGUUGGAGAUUCUUGUGUGAUGUCCCAUGCUUCUAAAUCUGUUCAAGGUCAAAAUAAUGUACCAUAUAAUCAUAGAAUGGUUUAUGAAAGGGAGUAUAUUCAAGGAGUUUUGAUACAAGAGAGGCUUAAGGAAUAUGAAGAACUAUUAGAUAGGAGUAAGGAACGAAAGAAAACUACUGUGAAAGAAGCAGCGAGGGUGUCAUGUGUUAACUUCUUCGAAAGUCAUCGGAGCUACUAUUUAAUGCUUAAUUUACAACUUGGUAUAAGGUAUACUGUUGGUAAGAUUACGCCAGUUCCUAUGCGUGAAGUUCGAGCAUCUGAUUUUGGAAAACGGGCUAGAAUAGUGAUGUACUUUCCUAGAAAGGGCUCUCAGUUUACACCUCCACACUAUUCUGUCAACUUCCAUUGGAAAGACUAUUGUCCUAUGGUCUUCAGGAAUUUGAGAGAGAUGUUCAAACUAGAUGCAGCGGAGUAUAUGAUGUCCAUAUGUGGCGAUGAUGGCCUAAGAGAACUCUCAUCGCCUGGGAAAAGUGGAAGUAUCUUUUACCUUUCUCAAGAUGAUAGAUUUGUGAUCAAGACUCUGAAGAAAUCUGAGUUGAAGGUUCUGCUCAAAAUGCUUCCUAAAUAUUAUGAUCAUGUAAAAGCACAUGAAAAUACUCUCAUAACAAAAUUUUUUGGUCUCCAUCGUAUAACAAUUCAUGGUAGGAGUAAGGUACGAUUUGUAGUCAUGGGAAACAUGUUCUGCACAGAAUUAAAAAUUCAUCGUCGUUAUGAUCUAAAGGGCUCAACUAUCGGCAGAUGUACUAAUGGAGAUAAAUCCAAAGAUGGUAUAACAUUGAAGGAUCUCGACUUGUCAUAUGAAUUCCAUAUGGAUAAAUUAUUGCGACAAUCCCUUUUCAAACAAAUUUAUCUCGAUUGCAUGUUUUUGGAGUCUCUGCACAUAAUUGAUUAUAGCCUACUGCUAGGAGUGCAUUUUCGAGCUCCUGAGAAACUAAAGGCUUUGUUGGAACCUCCUGCUACAGUUCAACAUCCUGAAAAUUUACUCCAUGAUGAUGGUGAAUCUUCAGAAAGUGAGCCAACAAUUCCUCCAAAGGGCCUAAUACUCGUAACACAUGAACCUAGCUUCGUAACCACUGCUCCAGGUCCUCACAUCAGAGGAAGACCAUUGAAGGCAUACUCAUUAGGUGACAGAGAAGUUGAUGUAUUACUGCCCGGUACAGCAAGAUUUCGUGUGCAGUUGGGAGUAAAUAUGCCUGCCCAUGCUAGUCAAAAACUUCGAGAGGCUCGGUCAGAGUCUGCUGAAGUAGAACUUUUUGAGUUUUACGAUGUAGUUCUUUACAUGGGCAUUAUAGAUAUACUGCAGGAGUACAAUGUGAUGAAGAAGCUAGAGCAUGCGUACAAGUCCUUCAGGUUCGACCCUGUUUCGAUAUCAGUCGUGGAACCUCAUUUGUAUGCAACAAGAUUCAUAAGUUUCUUGGAGAAGGUCUUUCAUGAGUUACCAUGAAAAUAUAAGCAAACAGCUUUCAGCUGUGUGCUCUCUCUCCUUUGUUUUGGUUGUGCUCAUUGUUUUUUCGAGUUAGAUGAUAUUAAAUUUUCAAUAAAGUGCGACAUGAUCAUGCCACAGUCAUUCAUUGUAAAGUUAUACAAAUGCUUGUUAAAUAAAUUGGCUACUGAGAAAAUUCUGUAUAUUUGUUUGAAUAUAAAAUCAUCUCAUUCUUUAGCA